Anolis carolinensis (green anole) is the source of this 9715-nucleotide messenger RNA. It is a transcript of the gene bbs9, whose product is annotated as Bardet-Biedl syndrome 9. Gene Ontology annotation, biological process: cilium assembly. The record is from RefSeq and is a predicted model, not a curated record. The coding region runs from base 223 to 2868 and encodes 881 amino acids. The transcript has 22 exons. Gene Ontology annotation, cellular component: membrane; BBSome. NCBI's taxonomy places the organism in Eukaryota, Metazoa, Chordata, Lepidosauria, Squamata, Anolidae.
GGAGGCGAGCGCGAGGCGGAGUCAAUAUUUUGGUUGUGGGGGCGCUAUGACAACGGGAGGAAAGAUGGCGGCGCUGAGGAGAGACUAGUGAAGAGGCAUUGCUUUUGCUGUGCCCGGGCCUCGGCUCUCGCUUAGCUUCCCUCACGAGUCUCCUCAGAAGGGCGCUUUCCACUGCCAGCGGAAAAGAAGACCGUCUUCGGGAGAAGCCGGGCCUGAGGGAGAAUGUCUUUAUUUAAGGCCCGUGAGUGGUGGUCUACAGCAGUUGGCAACAAUGAAGAAUUUGAUCAAGGAUGCUUAUGUGUUGCUAAUGUUGACAAUAGUAGUAAUGACCAAGAUAAAAUUAUUGUGGGCAGUUAUAUGGGGUUUCUUAGAAUCUAUAAUCCCCAUCCAAUAAAACCAGGAGACUCUAUGCAACCUGAAGAUUUGUUGUUGGAAGUUCAAUUACGUGAUCCAAUAUUGCAGGUGGAAGUAGGAAAAUUUGUUUCUGGUACAGAACUGCUUCAUUUAGCUGUGCUGCAUUGCAAAAAGUUGUGUGUAUAUGCUGUCUCAGGAAGCUUGGGAAAUAUUGAACAUGGCAACCAAUUUCAGUUAAAACGUAUGUAUGAGCACACUCUUCAGCGAACAGCCUACAACAUGACUUAUGGACCAUUUGGAGGCAUAAAAGGUCGUGAUUUGAUCUGUAUCCAGUCUGUGGAUGGCAUGCUUAUGCUGUUUGAACAAGAAAGCUACUCAUUUGGACGUUUUUUACCUGGUUUUCUUCUGCCUGGUCCACUGACAUAUAGUUCUCGAACUGAUUCCUUUAUUACUAUUUCUUCCUGUCGACAGGUUGAGAGCUAUAAAUAUGAAGUGCUUGCAUUUGCAAAAGAUGCGGAGACACAAGAAACUGAACAACAAAAACUUGGCUCUGGAAAAAGGCUUGUGGUGGAUUGGGUUUUAAACAUUGGGGAGCAAGCUCUGGAUAUAUGUGUCAUUUCAGUCAAUCAACUUAUCUCCAGUGUGUUUGUGCUUGGGGAGAGAAACUUCUUUUGUCUUAAGGAUAAUGGCCAAAUUCGGUUUAUAAAAAAGCUUGACUGUAGUCCAAGUUGCUUUCUUCCAUAUGCAGUGUCUGGGACGGUAGUAAACACACUGAUUGGAAAUCAUAACAGUAUCCUUCAUAUUUAUCAAGACGUGUGUUUAAAGUGGGCUGCUCAGCUUCCUCAUAUUCCUGUUGCAGUAAGAGUGGGGAAAUUACUAAAUCUGAGAGGGAUGAUAGUCACACUGAGUGAUAGUGGCCAUCUGCAAUGCUCCUACCUUGGUACAGAUCCUUCUUUGUUUCAAGCUCCUAAAGUUGAAGCUAGAGAUAUAAAUUAUGAAGAAUAUGAUGCAGAAAUGAACAAACUGCAGAAAAUAAUUAGAGAAGCCAGAAAAAUCAAAGACAUUGUGCCUAAAUCUGAAAAAAAUGAAGAUCUUUCACUCGGUGUGACCAUCUUGUCUGGUUUGGAUUCAGUGUCUCAAGCCACUGAUAGUGAAGUUACAGCGGAGGUGGUUCCUUCCACAUCUAUUAAGAUCAGAGUUGAGAGCAGACAGCUGAUACUUAUAAAAUUAUCAGUACAUGUACAAUCACCAUUAGCACUGACUCAGGACAAAUUCAUCUUUGAAUUAGAACCGUAUGCACCUAAAACACUUCUACUCUCUGCCUUUCUAAAAGGGAACUGUCCACCAGCAGAUCUGGAAGGUAGUGCUCUAGCUUCAUAUAGCACCCCAACAGGUGUACCAAAAGUUGUUCAAUGCAAAUUUCGAUUACCAUUACAGUUGGUUUGCUUUCCAGCUCAGCCUUCAAAAACAGCAAGCCAGAAACUGACUAUUGAUACUAACAAGCUUCCAAUCAGUCUUGUUACCCUUUUUCCAGACUUUGCUGAUCAAACAGAGGAAGAUCAGCUAAAUGCUUUAGGAUUUCAAUUAUUAGCUGGUUCUAGAGUCACUUUACUUGCUUCAAAAACAUCUCAACGUUAUAGAAUCCAAAGUGAUUACUUAGAAGAUCUUUGGCUCAUUACAAAAGAGCUCACACUUCGCCUUGAAGAACAUUUUAGGAAACAAAAUUGCAAAGACUUUGCAUGUAGUUUUUCUGGUCCAAUCCCAUUACAAGAAUAUUUUGAAAUAAUUGAUCACCAUUUUGAGCUGCGCUUGAAUGCUGCAAAAUAUGAGCAACUGUUAUCUGAACGAGCAAUACAGUUUAGAGCUAUUGAACGACGCCUGCUAGCACGCUUUAAAGAUAAAACCCCAGCUCCUCUUCAACAUCUGGAUACCUUGUUAGAAGGAACAUACAGACAGGUAAUAGCUCUAGCAGAUGCAGCCGAAGAAAACCAAACCAAUAUGUUCCAGGCAUUCACAAAGUUGAAAAGUGCCACCCAGCUGGUAAUUCUCCUGAUUAGCCUGUGGCAGAAACUGAGUGCCGACCAAGUUGCUAUUCUGGAAGCUGCAUUUUUGCCAUUAACACAGGAUGCUCAAGAGCUGGGUUGGGAAGAAAGUGUGGAUGCUGCUGUCUCACAUUUGUUGAAAACAUGUUUAUCCAAGAGUUCUAAAGACCAUGCCCUGACACUUUCCAAUCAGCUGUGUAUCCCCAAAGAUACUAAUAGGCUGAAGAAACACAUAACUGUACUCUAUGACAGAUUGGCCAAAGGUGGUCAUAUGUCUCUAAAUACAGAUGUUGACUCUCAGCAAACUAUGAUUCCACAAGGUGGCUGUGCUACCAUACUAGAGUCUGACCUUGAAGAAAGAUCAGCCUCACAAGAUUCCCCAGCCAUGUUUACCAAUCACAGGCAGCUCAUGAAGCAGAAGACCAAAUCUGGUUUGCCACAGUAUGAGUUACAGGAAGCAGAAAAGCCAUGAAAAGCACAAGAGAACUCUCAGGAGGAUUUUUUAAAAGCUGUGCAUUUACAAUUCAACAAGAACAAUUUAUUUUCUUGUGCAGUAGACACAGUCAACCUCAAGAAGGAAGUCAACAAAUAGUGCAAAAUACUUCCAGUUGCAUCUAGGCCUCUGGUUUACUUUUAUUAGUACUUGACAUGCUUUUUCAUAACCCAGUUCAGGACCAGUUACGAAGUGGAAGGAGUAAGCAGUCUUAUAGUAAUGUGCAGGUAUCAAUGUUCUGUAGAAAUAAUAAUUGAAAGACUUUUGUGAACCAAGAAAUGCACACACAUGCUUUUGCAUAUGUAUAUCUUAUGUUUAAGAUUUACACAUUUUACAUCAUGUGAUAUUAUGCAAAUGAAGUAUGGUUUCUUGAUAGCAAGAUAUGGAGAAAGGCUAGUGAGAGGGGAACAAAACAAAUUGUAAUCUCCAGAUUUUGUGUGCUGAUUGGUUCCAAAUUGCUUAUAAUUUUUGUGUUAAUUUUAAUUUUAAUUUUAUUUGGGGUUUGUUAUACAGAACCAACAGAAGUUCUGAAGAUCUUUUAUCCAAAAAGGAAGCUAGGUAGAUAGAUUGAAAGAGAAUGCUUUACUUUAGUUUGUGUAAUUUGGUGGUACAUAUUUGCCAAAUAUGCUUGGUGGAAUUGGGUUGGGCAAAUUUUGGCUUUUCAGAUAUGGUCUGCAGUUUCCAUAACCAUGAUCAAUGGUAAGGAAUUAUGGGAGUUACAGUUCCAUCCACAGAAUCUCACAUAGUCUAAAUUUUCAUGGGUCAGUCUUAAAAUGUUAGGAUUUUCAAAUGAAAUUGCAGUGUUUUUACAACCUGGGCAUUUAGAAAUUACAGCCCAAACAACUUUGGCUGCAAACAGACUUUGGCUGUAAAGUUUUAUAUACAGUAAUGCACACCAGAAGAAAGCAUGUGAAAUGAGUAAUGAAGUCAAGAUGAGAACAGUGUUAAUUCAGAAACGUGUACAACCAUCUGAAAAUAACUCAGGCCUCAUUCCAAUACUACAUGCUCCAAUUAAAACAUAUGAUUCUCUUUUCAUUUUGGUCUAGUUGUUGUACCACAUCAAAUUACAAAAUUGCUGCUUAUUUGGCAUGAAGUCUAAGCAAUCCUCCCAGCACUUUCUUGGGUAUAUAUAAUUUAAUAAUAAAAACAAUUUCUGAAUGCAAUAUUGUGACAAAUGGUCCAGAUACCAUAGGUAGAAACGAUGCAUACAUGUUAACAAUAUUAACAUGUUAAAUGUACAGCUAGACAUUUAGAAAAAUAUUUUAUCUACUAAGUGAAAGUGACUUUUUUCAGUAGUAUAUAAAUGUGUGCACAAUUGUGCAUGAACACACACCUAUAAUUAAUUUUAUACUUUUUAUAGGAGGAAUGAAAAUCAUGCAGCUCUCCAGAAGUUGUCAGAUUGCAACUCACAGUAUUCCUUGUGAAAAGCUGCAUUGUAUUCUGGAAUUUGCAGUCUUAACAACAUCAGGAAGGGCUGCAGUGAUUCCCACCCCAUCUUUAUAGUUCUGAUUGAAGGCAACUAUUUGCUGUUUGUCCUAUUUCAAAUUAAUAGUGACUUACUGGUGAAGUGGAUGGAAAUAAAACUCAGUUCUUCCCAACAUAUAACUUUUCUAAUAUUUCUACAAAUUGAUUAUAGUUCAAUUUCUUCUCCGCGAAUACAGGUCAUCUCAAAUAUCUGUUUCAUCAAUGAUACAGAUUUCCAGAAUAAAGAAAGUCCCUGUUACAGUUUGAAUGCACAAAUAAGUACCAAUUAUUCCAUCUUAAAAGAAGCAGUUCUUGUUCACAAGGCCCAAGGAUGAAUAACACCUAUAUCCUCUUCAAGAUGAGGGAGAGUAUUAAGUUGCAGGCAUCAGUCUUCCAUUGAAAUGCUUUUCCUCAGCUGAAUUAUGCCCAAUGUCAUUAUUCAUUACCUUCUGUUCUUGUGUCUGGUGAUUACAAUUGUUACAUUUUGUUAUUCCCACGCUUUUUGUGUUCUAUAUAUUAUAUUCAUGGUUCUAGUUCAGCUUUUUCUCUGUGAAAUUCUCUCUAAUGUGGAAUUUGAGAAUUCAAUCUCAUUCCUGUCACCUUUUUGUAUACAUUAAAUUCUUUAAAUCUGCUGCCACUGUUCUGCAGGAUCUACUUUUUGUUCAUUCCAAUUCAGGAGAGAGGUUUAAAUCAUCAUGCCAGGAAGACGCUUGUAAAGCAGUAUGCUUUCUUUGGUAAAUUUGAGCAUGCUGCCUUCGCCAUAUGUUGAUGCCUAUUUGCACCUAUGAUUAGCAAUAUUGUAAUUUAGUGAAAUAAAUGUUAGACAUUGCCAGUUUGCUGGUAAUAGCAAUCUACAUAAAUUGUGCUCUAUAGGGAGUUUUAUCUGUCUGCUGAUUAUAGUCCUUCCUGUUCCCUUCUCCCCUUAGCACUAAUUAAUGAGAAGUUUGGCUCUUGCUUUGCUACUUGAUCUUUUUUUCAGAUUUCUGUUUAUUUGCCCGUAGCAUCCUUUGAAGGAGGCCUUCUAAGUAGGCUGAGAUGUAUUUGGAAACAACUCAUGCAGAUUUGCAUAGUAUUAAUUUUAUAAUAUUGUAGUGUUUGAACUUGAAAAGCUAGUUUAUUGUUAGCUCUGGAAUUUGUUGUGAUGUAGAAGAAUGCUUUGAAUGGAAACAUCAACAUUCUUUAGGCAAGCUUUAGUUUGUGGGUUAUAUCUAUGUAAAUGCUUCUUUGUUCUCUUUCUGCUUCUGGGACUUAGUUACAACAGAUGAUUCUGAAGUGAUGCCUUUUAAUGAUAAUGGCCUCAUCUUGAUGGUGUAUGAGUUGGGCCCAGAUUUUAUGUCACAUUUUUUCUUUGUAUUUUCCAGCGAGAGAAAUUUGGAAAUUGGCAUGCAAUCCAAAUAGCCUGAUUGUACACGAAAGGGAGGCACAUAUGUGUGUGUGUCUCUGUCUCUCUCUUUCAAGGACCACCGAACAUUCAUGGGGAACUAAUCAAUUCCCUGAGCUUUUCAGUAUAAAAAUUAAACACAGUUCUAAAUUCCUCUUUUGUGGUCUGUCACAGUUCUCUUCCAGAUAACUGAUAAAAAGCCCAAUUUUGUAGUUCUUUAUUGUUGUAUGUGAUGGCCCUUUUGUGGUUAAAGUUAUUUUGAAAUAAUUGCAGUAUCUGAUUUCUUCCUGAGCAAGUUCUUUUAAAUUUUGAAUGUCAGCAUUUUCAAUAGAUCAGUAUCUCACAGAAGAACCAGUAAAAAGUAAAAUUAGUUGUCAACUUUUCCCCCAACCUUUCCAUAUAUUGUUCUAGCUAUUGAACAGGGGAGCAGGUAGAUUCAAGAAAGGGGAAAGGGUAAGUUGUUCUAACUUAGUUCCCACUGUGACUGGACUGUAUGAGUUCAGACUCCAUAUAUGAAUGCUUGUCCAACACUCUCCCCCUGCUCCAAUCCUGGAUAUGGAAGUCACUGUGCUGGCAAAGAAUUUCAGUCAAGCUUCUCUUGAAUAGCUAGGUAUUUACAGACAGAAUUAAAAGAAUCGAAAUGAAAGCUUACCAUCUUCAUCAAGGGGUAAAUUAUUGUAGCUAAUGUAGGGGUCAAGGAAAAGUUGUGCCCAUGAAUUCUGUGCACAGAUGUUUUUGUUUUUAGAAGUAAUCUCAGAAACAUACAUAUUACCCAAUUUUCCUUAAGACCUUCAUGUCUUUGGUGGCAAGCUUAUUUGUCUUGCAUGCACAAAUAUCACUUCAUUGGAAUAAAGAAGCAGAACAGAAUAAACACACAGCUUGCCUAAACUCACUGAUAUGUUAGGUUAUUAGAAAAUAAUUUUAAAGAUUUGGAAUUACUAAAUCAGUCCUGUCCAAUCUGAUGUCUUUCAGAUAUUUGGGGGUUUCAACAGCUUUACUUAGCAUUAUUGACACAAUUCACAAGUUCAGAGAAUUGUAAUCCAGAACAUCUGGAAGCACUUGUUAGAGAAGGUGAACCAGAUAUUUAAGCAAAAGAAUCUUCUUCAGAACAGCUUAAAAUACAAGAUGUCUUCAUCUUUAAAUUGUAUGAAGACAUAUUGCAACAUUCUAAGACCUGUAAAAAGGUAUGUUUAGAACAUAAUAGAGCAAUAGCAACUUUCAUUUUGUUUAAACACAUUCUCCUGGAGAACAUAACAGCAUCUGAGAAAUUAUUCCAUAAUUGCAUUAUUGACCAGAAAGUUUCCAUCUAGAUUUAAUUUGGAAAUUUACAUGUUUUAUGUACUAUAGACCCGUACACUCAAAGUUGUAACCCCUGAACUACAUACCUUCCCCACUAGUAAUGUGGGGUAAUUCAGUGUUGCAAAGGCUUAACUAAAUAAAUAAUAAUUUAUUAUUAUUGAAGUGCUACCUCGGCUAGGUAGUUGGAUCUUUGCCUUUAAAUAACAAGGUUGAAUAGCAUGCAAAAUAGAGACAGUGGCAGGCAAUACAAAACUAAUUUCCUGGAAAAGCUUAACCAAGGAAAUAGUGCUACACUGUGUGUUACAGAAUGCGCAUAGAAUAAACUUAGCUAUUUUUUCAAAACAAAGUUUGCAUUUAAGAAAAAUAAAAUCUAGAAAACAAGUCAAUAUAGCUCAAUUUAACACAUAUGGUUUGUUUUAUAUCAAUCUGAGCAUAUCAGUGGUAUUUAUUUCUAUUUCACUAUAUUGAAUUUAUUGAAAUAUUGUAUGAAAUUCCCAUGGAAAUUCAGGCUAUAAUGAAGACUUAUCUUCACAAAUAUUUAUAGCAGAGCUACAUAGUACAGAGCAUUUGGAUAGUUUCUGAUCCUUAUACGCUUUUGCAUUUUGUGGGCCAACAUAUCCCUGAUUGGGAUCACUUUUAUCAUCACAGGACGACUGAAAACCUUGUUUACAAUGCAAAUAGCAGACAUUCUUAGGUGGCUGAUGUGUUCCACCCACACUGUUUGCACUUUGGGGGGUUUUUUUGUUUUGUUUUGUUUUUGUUUUUUUGCAAUCUUGGCUUAUGAUGUGAAUGGGCACAGUCCAAAAAUACAGACAGAUUAUUGUACAAUCAGCAUUCACAUCAUUGAGGCAUACCUCUAGGACAGUGGUUCUCAACCUGUGGGUCCCCAGGUUUUUUGGCCUACAACUCCCAGAAACCUCAGAUAGUUUACCAGCUUUUAGGAUUUCUGGGAGCUGAAUGCCAAAACAUCUGGGGACCCACAGGUUGAGAACCACUGCUUUAGGACAUAACAUGCAAAGGAAAUAUGGGUAUAAAAAGACAUUGAAAAUACAGGUUAUAUUAAUAGACAAGCUCUUGUAAUAACGUAAAGAUCUCUUUUGAUUUUUGAUAACACAAAGCCAUAUGUUAUACAAAUCUGUUAUAUAAAAUUCGUAUAACAUUUGUUAUACAAAGGAAACUUUGGAACCAUUUUGGAAACUGGGAUUUGCAGUUUAAAGAAUAGCAUGUCUGAAUGUCCACAAGAAUAAUAUCAGUUUCAAUAAGAUAAAUUUGACUGCCAAAACCAGAAAAGCCAAAGUCAAAUGACUAUAUGUGUGCAACUGUUGUAACAACAAUAAGCCAAUUUGAUAAUUUUGGAGGACUACAUGUGCAGAUGUCAACACAUUUCUAAAGCCAAUGAACACAAUACUGCUGACUAAAAUGUAAUAUUGUGCAGCAGUGUUAAGUAGUUACAUGGUUGUUAAGAGAAUCACAAUCAUUUGGAAAUAAACACUGUUUUCUUAUGUAAAGUUUAAUUAUAUUUUGGUAAGGAAUAAAACUGUAAACAGCUUUCAUUUUCCUAUGAGAAAAAGUUAACAUACACAGAAUGGGCAUUCCAUCAUCAGCUUAUUUAAAAUACAUGUUAUAUAUUUAAAAUAAUGAACUUAAAAUACAUAGAUGCAUAAUUGUGGACACAGCUUUAUAAAUCCCAGCCAAUCCAUCAGUGAUGACAACUUGAUUUUUCUAAAGGUUACUGGAUUAGAUUCAGUCUUAACCAUAUGUCCAGCACACCUAUUGAAAUCUAUGAGACAUGAGUAAGAUAAAACUGAAGCUCCGUUGAUUUUAAUGAGUCUAAUCUACAUAUGACAAGUCAAUAUCUAAUCCAUUAUUUUUAAAAACUUAUUUAAAUGUUAUAGUUUUUUCUAAAUCGUAUCCAAAAUUGUUCAGUUUGAUUUUUCUUGGAAAAGCUGACUAUUUUGUAAAACUAAUUUGUUGGAGAAUAUAUGUAUAAGAAUAUCUAUAUAUAGUACCACUUAAUGGCACUAACUACAUAAGCAAGCUGACUUGAAGCAUUGGUUAUUUUAAUUGUAAAGUAGAAGAGUUUACGGGUUGCUACACAGCAGUAAUCAAUUUAUGAAUUAUGCUGUAGUGAUUGGUUGUUUGCAUUUCCACUUAGAACAGUAAACUAAAAUUGAUUAAUUUUUUUGUCGAUCAGUGGUUCUCAACCUGUGGGUCCCCAGAUGUUUUGGCCUUCAACUCCCAGAAAUCCUAACAGCUGGUAAACUGGCUGGGAUUUCUGGGAGUUGUAGGCCAAAACACCUGGGGACCCACUGGUUGAGAACCACUGUUGUAGAUUAAAAUAUGUUAUUCCUAAUUGUCAACAAUUUUCAACUUUGUUGAAGCCUAAAAAAACUAAUAGCUGUAAAUAGUUGAUGUCCAAUUACACUUUACUAUUCAAAUAACAAAAGAAACAAAGUAACAAACAUCUUUUUCUGAUGAACUAGAUUUUACUUCAGUAACACAAACUUUCUCAUAAUUGUCCUUGUUUCCUAUUAGAUACAUGCUUGAUGUUCUUGUUGCUGUAUAUGAAAAAAAUUACUGCCAUGGACCAAAGAAUAUUGUGUGUAGAUAAUGUUCAUUCUAAAUCAUCAGUAGAAAAUAAUAUUUAUGUACUGUGCUGAAUAAAAUACCUUCUUUAUCAAA